This is a messenger RNA of Cannabis sativa, 1495 nucleotides long. Its product is annotated as ethylene-responsive transcription factor 4. Gene Ontology annotation, molecular function: DNA binding; DNA-binding transcription factor activity. The coding region runs from base 565 to 1242 and encodes 225 amino acids. The record is from RefSeq and is a predicted model, not a curated record. Lineage: Eukaryota; Viridiplantae; Streptophyta; Magnoliopsida; Rosales; Cannabaceae. Gene Ontology annotation, biological process: regulation of DNA-templated transcription. The transcript has a single exon.
AAAAUAAAAAGUUUAAUCGAUAACUUUUAAAAAUUAUAAAGUUGAAAAUAGUAUAAAAUUCUCAUAAAAUAUACUAGCGUGGCACCCACGCGCUGACACGUAAUAAAAUAAAAGAGCGUAAUAUAAAAGCACAAAGGAAGCCGUAAUAACGGCAGAUGGGCCUGUAAUGGAAGCCGGCACACAAUGAAAGCUCUAGUCUCGCCGCUUGUCUAAAAAUUGCCGCGUGCCACGUAGCUUCGUAAUAUACUCAAUUUAGCAUCUUCAUAAAAUAUUAUUAUUAUAAUACUCACGUAACUCACUAAUCUCUCUUUCUCUCUCAUAAUGCUUGGGCGGCGCCCUCUCUGCCCAGUCAAACUCAUUGCUGACCGCCACAAAUCAAUUAAUCUCAUUAAAUAAUUAAUUUUAAAAUUAAAAAAUAUUAGCUCCCACAUCUCCCUAUAAAAGGACCCUCAAAGCAUGGUUAUUCCCAGCACACAACAAAGCAAACCGCUCACCCAUUACACCCAACCCAACUUUAAUUCAUUUUUAUUAAACCAAAAAUAAUAACAAAAAAGAAAAACAAAUAUGGCUUUGAAGGAAAGGGUCGGAGUGAAGAAAGCUAAUAACAACAAAUCGAUUGUCGAUGCCGGCAAAGAGAUGCAUUACCGUGGGGUAAGGAAGAGGCCAUGGGGACGUUACGCAGCUGAAAUCAGAGACCCGACUAAGAAGAGCCGGGUCUGGCUCGGAACCUUUGACACCGCCGAGGAAGCCGCAAAAGCCUACGAUUCCGCCGCCAGGGAGUUCCGCGGCGCCAAGGCUAAGACCAACUUUCCUAUUCCUUCCUCCCCAUCCGCCGAUCGCAGCCCUAGCCAGAGCAGCACCGUUGAGUCUUCCGGCAACGACUGCGCCGACCGUGAUUCCACGCGCCGCCUUAGCGGUGGCGCUGUGUUCCCGUUUCUCCAGCAGGAGCAAGUGGUGGCGCCGUCUGCUCCUCCGCCCCACCAUGUCGUGGCGGCGUAUAGGGGUGUGCCGAGUGUAGGGUUUGUUCCCACGCGCCCCGUGUUGUUCUUCGACGCGCUCAGUAGGGGAGAGUUUGUGACCCCAGUCUACCCAGUUCGUUUCGACCCGGGUACUGUAGAGUUCGGGUCUGGAGGUGGGGCCCAGGUUCAAAGCGAGUCGGAUUCGUCGUCCGUGGUCGAAGGGCAACCAAGGAAAGUUCUCGAUCUCGAUCUUAACCUUGCUCCACCUGGGGAAGCAUAUUAAAAAAAAAGAGAGAAAAUCUAACAAUUUUUGUAAUAACUAAUAGCCACCAAAGUUUUUUUUUCCUCUUUGUUGGGGUGAAAUCUCGUUUUAACUUUAGUUUUGUAAAUUCUGUUCCUUUCGAGAAUUUAAAGAGAGAAGUUAGCUAAGAAAGAGUGAUGAAGUUUUAAUGGCUUCCAUCAUAGAUGUAAAUUUGGUUCAGUUUUCUUAUCUUUCCCUUUUUAUUUUGAUAAUGAAGAAAUUCAGUUUAUUUCUA